ACCAUUGUAUACUCGUACACACAUCUCCUUCUGCUGCUGAACAAGGCUCCAGGCCUUUUCAGGCCCCCAAAACCGACAACAUGAUCCAACUAAAGACCAUGGUCAACGUGAUCGACAACUCCGGAGCCGCCGUCGCCGAAUGCAUCAAAGUCCUCAAACGCAAAACCCCGGCCCGAGUCGGCGACCGCAUAAUCGUCGUAGUACAAAAACAACGCAACUUUGGUCCAGAAUCCGCUGGAGGAGGCAGCGUCACCGUUUCCGCAGCCAACAAAGUCCGAAGAGGAGACAUUCGACACGCAGUCGUCGUGCGGACGAAGAAAGAAUUCGCGCGAAAAGACGGGAGCGUGGUGCGAUUUGAUGAUAAUGCUUGCGUGUUAAUCAAUAAGGGUGGGGAUCCGAUUGGAACGAGAUUGAACGGGAUUGUGGCGAGAGAGGUGAGGGAGAAGGGCUGGAGUAAGAUUUUGAGUUUGGCGCCGAUGCAUUUGUAGAGGGAGAAUGAGAAGAGAAGGAUAUGGGAUUGAGAUACUGGAUGGGACGAAGGGAGUGGACACGCGGUGGUAUUGAGGCCACCAGAGAAAAAAAAACUCUGCUCGAAAAACCUGCCAGCAGUCGAUGCUCGAUGAUGGCUCGAAAGAGUUGCGAUCGUGGCAGGUACCCGCGCAAACGCGUCGAGGAUUGAGGCAAGGCCGAAACCACAAAGGGCGAUAUGCUACUGUGUAUCUCAGCUGGUACACGAGACUCGCGCAGGGGACUCUAGGUGGAGGUCAAGUGUGUACGAUGAUCGGACAUGAUGAAGAAUUGUCUUGGGGACAAUAAGAGCUCACCACUCACAGCUGGUGGGAGCGAAAGUUCAAUGCAGAGGAAUUCACAGACAAAACGAAUUUACCACAACAGGACGCAAAUGAGCGAUCACGUCGAGUCGAACGGCAUGGAUGGACAGGAUGAACAAAUUUUCAGUUUCAU
Molecule: messenger RNA, 963 nt
Organism: Cercospora beticola
Lineage: Eukaryota; Fungi; Ascomycota; Dothideomycetes; Mycosphaerellales; Mycosphaerellaceae
Gene: MRPL38
Product: mitochondrial 54S ribosomal protein uL14m
Biological process (GO): translation
Cellular component (GO): ribosome; mitochondrial large ribosomal subunit
Molecular function (GO): large ribosomal subunit rRNA binding; structural constituent of ribosome
Source: RefSeq, a predicted model, not a curated record